AUGUUGUGUGAAUACAGCGGCGAAUAUAAAUCUAAAAACAUGCAAUUGACUAAAGAAAUAAGCACAAAAUAUAUCAAAUAUCCGUGGCAUGUAAAUUUGUCACAACCGCAGAAGAAUAAUCCUAAUGGAAAUAUUUAUAUUACCACUUUAGACAAUAGCCAUAAUCAUGACUUGUCCUCUUAUAGAACAAAAUUUUUUAAUAAUAGUGAACUUACCCAAGAAAUAUAUGAUAGGGUAGAAUUUUAUGUAAAUACUGUUAAGUUAAAGCCACUACAAAUUCAGAGGGCUUUACGAAAAGAAUUUCCUGAUCACGAAGUAUACCUUUCUGAAAUUCAUAAAGCAAUAGCAAAAUAUUAUAGUAGGAAACGAAAGGAUAUAUUAAAUGAUGCUGCAUCAUUGUAUGAAGAAUUAGUAAGAAGAAAAAAUGAAGAUCCUCGAUA
Molecule: messenger RNA, 440 nt
Organism: Racocetra persica
Lineage: Eukaryota; Fungi; Glomeromycota; Glomeromycetes; Diversisporales; Gigasporaceae
Source: the annotation of a GenBank genome assembly